Messenger RNA from Vitrella brassicaformis, 6367 nucleotides. The record is from the annotation of a GenBank genome assembly. Lineage: Eukaryota; Vitrellaceae.
UUUCAGAAUUUCGGAGAUGAGCAUGUCAGAUUCGUGUUUGAAUUUGUCAUCAUUUGACAGCCGAUGCAGGGCAUCGGCUGCCGCCGAGGUGUCGGUGGAGAUGAUGAUGGACGGGCUGCGUUCGGAGGACCCCCGCGCAUUUGGCGAUGCAUGUGCGCUCAUCUCGCAAGCUGCGUCGCUCCAGGACUCGCUGCCCAAGGUGCACGAGCAGCUCAAGUCGCUUUUGGCAGAUCUCGCAGGCGACAUCAACAAACUCGACUCCGUCGUCACACGUGAGCGGAAACGGCCGACGACAAGAGGCAUGCAGAGGCAUGCAGGGCAGGGCCACCGGAUUCCUGCUGGGUGCAUGCUUGUGUUGGAUUGGUGUGUCGGUCUGCAGGGGUGGCGGAGGCCUUCACAGACUCUAGCAAUGCAGCCAGGCAGUCGGCAGCCGCCCGGCUCCUCUCGCUCACCUUCUGCCUGGGCGCAGCGGCGCUUCCCUUCCAGUUUUCCGAGUCCACCAUGCGGCAUCUCAUCGAUGCGGUGGCGGGCGCCGAGGCGGCCGAGGGCAACGACAUCACGACGGUCAAGUUCAGCCUGCUGCGGCAUCUCAUGGAGGCGUCGUACGUGACGGCCGCCAUGAGAGACGCGCUGCUGGUGCGGCAUCAGGCCACGGUGGAGGAGGCCAUCAAGUCGUUGUUUUGGAGCGGCACUGCUGUCGUAUCGGCUGCGGGGGAGCUGCUGCAGGUGACUGACCGGGGAGAGGGGGAGAGGGACCGAGAGCACAUCAGAGAUGGCUGGCUGUGCCUGUAUCUGUCUGUGUGCGUGGUUUGGUUUGGUUUGUGCAGUCUCUGUUUUCACUGCAGAAGUUUCCCCCGCCGUCACCUCUGCGUUCGAUGCUGUUUGUCUUCCCCACCCUCGUGGACGUGGUGCAGCGGCAGACGAACAUUGAGCAGACACACAUGUGGGGGCUGACCAUCCUCCUGCUGGGCGUCACGCUCAGAAACAUCGACAAAGCAACCAAAAAGAAGAGUAGGUGCCGACAGGGAGGGAGGGAGGGAUUGACUCCUUUCUUGUCCGUGUCUGUGUUAGGAUUGGGGAAGAAUGACGAGUCCAAGGAGAUGUUGCGUGAGUUCAUCUUUCCGAGCAUCGUGCCCCUGAGCACCAUGCUGGCGUCAGACGAUGUCCACCUGAGUGUCAAGAAGACCGCGGCGCUCACCCUGGGCGUCAUGUUCGAAUCUGCCGACUACAUGAGCAGAGGUCAGACAAACAAAGGGACAGAGACCACACACAUACGGCUGCCAUCGAAUGGACCGUCCCUCCCCUCUGUGUGUGCAGAACCGUCGACGUACAGCUCCCUCGAUGCCCUUGAUCAGCCUUACGAGUACUCCUUCCUGCCGAAGCGGCUGUGCAAGCGGCUCCUGGAGGACCCCCGCAUCCUAGGCUCGGUCAUGGCGGCCAUGAAGGAGGAGGUCAGCCACGAGGUCAACGCCCUCAUCGCAUCAGCCCUUCUAGUCCCCUCCAUGAACCUCAUGAGACCUGACGGUGAGUUAGAGGGAGGGAGAAUGGGUGUGGAGCAGAGCAGACACACGGGGGGAUGCCUUCUUGUCUGUUUGCAGAUUCAGUCGACUUUCAGAACGCGAUGGAUGCCGGCUGGCUUGACGUCCUCGCGUCCUAUGUGCGGCACAAGGCGCUGCUCAAGGACGGCGAGAAGAUGGCUCGGACGCUGCUCGUCACAUGGAAGAUGAUACAGACCAACAAAGAGGUCAAACAAGGGGAGGGCUCGAGUGCACGCCCGAGUGUGUGUGUGUGUUCAGAUGGCGGUGCGCACGGAGCUGCCUGAGGCGUUGUGUGAGUUGGUGGUUGAGUAUGCCUACCAUCCCUUGAGCCCCAAGGCCAGCCCCAUGAUCGACAGGAUGUCCCGCAUCAUCAACAUCGACUUCCUGUGCUCCAUUGUCAACGACAUCGUCACGUAAGCCAAGAAAAAUUAAGAGACGGCAUUCAUCCUGUGCUGUGGCCAAUGUGCGUCUUGUGUUUGUUGUGUUAUGAGCAGGCCCCUGCUGGACGGCGAGGAGUCGCACAAGCAGCUCAUGCGCCGGCUCAUGCAGGUACGCAACUACGCCGCAAUCAAUAGCUCCCUCACACACGCCGUCAUGUGCUGUGCUGUGCCUGCCCCUCCGUCUGCUGGUCUGUCUGUGUCAGUUCGAUUCCAUCAAGACGCUCCAGUCGAUGAGCCAGCAGCAGGCCGAAGAGGACAACAUCGGCGACUGGCGUCUCCUCAACCUCCUCAGGAUCAUCGAGCUCAGGUCCGUCGGCAAGCCACUCGUCCCGACACCAUCGCCAUACGCCGCCAUACCGCCCCCACCCCCACAACAGCAGCCACGCCAGCAGCAGCAGCAGCACCCGCCACACACACAGAAGAAGCAUCACCACCUUCCGCCGCCCAAGAAACCGCCAAGCCCUAGCAACGGUGCCCCAUCACCCCCCUCCAAGAAGUCGCUCGAGGAGCAGGAGAAGGAGGCGCGCAGGCACGCAGAGGAGCUGUUGGCUGAGGAGCGGCGGGCCAAGGCCAAGGCCGACAAGAAGGCCAGGAAGGCCGCCAAGCGCAAGGGAGGGGCUGGGGAGGGGGGCGCAGCGACGGGUGGCGACAAGACUGUGCCGUCGAAUGCUGCACCGAUGGAUCAGUGAGCGAUCGAGCCAACACACCAUUGCUUGCUACCUCUGAUGACCUCUGCUUUUGGUGCGUGUGUAUGUGUGUGUGUGUGUGUCAGGCCCGUGUCUGAGAGCCACGAUGACGAUGCGGCCGGUCCAUCCAGUAGCUCUCAGUAAGAACACAGCCACUCAUGGACACACACAUGUGUCUGGCGUGGAUCGCUUUUCGUUUCUCUCGAUCUGCGUGUGUCCAGACUGCCCGAGGUGCCGACGCUGGAGUCAGUGGCUGAGGAGCCAGCCGAUGAGGAGCUUGAUGUCGAUUCGCCGCCAGCCGACGCCCACCGAGAGUAAGUGCCGGCAACACGCUGAGGGUCGAUAGAUAGAAACAGACAGACCAUUACUUCCCAUCCCCUCCUCCCUCCUUUCUUUCUUUGCAGCCAUGAAGAGGAGGCUGUGCACGAGACAGAGGAGCCCGAGGAAAGCCGUUCCUCGCCCACGCAGGAGAGGUACACAAACAACAACAACAACAGUAUCCACCCAACACCAACACGCACACACAUGUUCUCUCUUGGUGCCUUCCGUGCCAUGCAGGUCACCUGAGCCAUCGGUGCCGCCCUGCCUCUUCCCUGCGCCGGCCGACAACGACGAUGACAACGACUUCAUGCCCGUCGUCAGCAGACGCAAGAAGAAGGGCUCCAAGGCGCCACCCAAAACACCUGCAGAGGCGGGCGAAAGGGGCGUCGAGCACCCGAGAGUGACCCCUGCGACAGAUGCGCCACGCAGACAGACAACGACCAGGUAAGGAACGGAGCACGGCUGGCGCUCACCUGACCUGCACCCCUGUGAUGCGGCUGGCUGUCUGCAGGGGUAGGGGUAGGGGUCCGCCUCGAGGGUUUGAGAACGAGUUUGUGUCGAGCUUGCGAGGUGCGCUUGAUGGGCCGUCUAGCAGUGGGCCUUUCGGCUUCCUUUCCAAUGGGCAGCCGUACUUCCCCGAUCUCAACGGCACGUAAGGCGGGCGCUCCAGAUGCUGGAUAUAUGCUCUGACACACGAUGGAUGCACACUUCUGCUGCGUCGUCUCAGGCCUGGCGGCAGGGUGCCCAGCUGGCCAACGGACCAGAGGCCUCUGCAUACCCCACAGCAGCAGCAGCAGCAGCAGGAGCAGCAGCAGGAGCAGGAUUGCAGGUACAACCAAUGGUGGAUGGGAGAGAGUUUGUGCGAGCGUGGAACCAGCCUUUCGACCGAUGCUCUCUCUGUUCAGGUCGGUUCCAUUUGGCGAGCAGCAUAGCGUUGAUACGAGCGCGAGCAAAGAGGCAGGCCCGCGAGUGGACAACAGGUAUGCGCAGGCCGUUUGCCAAACGAUGCGUCUGUCGACCGUCUGUCUGUCUGUCUGUCUGUGUGUGUAUGUGCAGGCCGAUGGGAUGCCCGGUGGUCUCUUGGGAUGAUGACGAUGAAGACGACGACGAGGAGGGGUAAGGCAAGACCAUAGACAACGCCCCCUCCCUCUGAUGGCGACAUCCGAUUGCUCUGUGGUGUCUGUGUGUGGUGUGGCAGGCCGGCCUUUCUGACGGCAAACGGUCCUGACGCUGGCAUAGCCUAUGACGCGCCUGAGCCGGUGGAGAGCAGCUAUUUCGAUUAUCCCGACCCGCACUACACGAUUCCGCCCCGUCCGAUGGCGCCCCCUCCCCCUCCCCCUCCCCCACUAACGCAAUCGCUUGCCGCUCACCCGUCUGGAUCGCAGCCAUUCCUGUCGGCCAUGUCGCCAUUUGACCAAAGGUGAGUGGGUCCACCUGCUGUAGGUCCACCAACACUGCUCUCUGGUGUGAGUUGCAGUGUUGGUGUGGGGCAUUUCGCGAGUGAUAGCGGUUUGAACCACCACCAGCAGCAGCAGCAGCAGGGUAGCGGCUUCUUCGACGCACCCACGGCCUCGUGGGCUGCGUCUGCCCCCUCUCAUGUGACAGUAGAUGCUGACAGCAGCCGCAGCUACAACGACACGUCAGCCGCACACAUAAUGACAGCUUUACAUUGCCCAGAAGUCCACUUCUCCCUCUUGUCCCCCUCUGUUUGAUGUCAGAUCGUUGGCUGCGUCGAGCUAUCAGAUGGACAGCAUGGAGUACGGCCAGUCGCUGCUCGCGCAGAGCUCACCAUGGGAGGGAUACUCGUCGUCGGCCUUCGGGGUGUCGGUAUAUCAAUACGACAACGGCAACGGCAACAGGUAAGGCAUCCAGCCGGGUCGCAUCCGUGUGACUCACUCACCACCCGCUGUCUGUCUGUCUGUCUGUCUGUCUGUGUCCCCUCUCCGACCGACAGCAUGGCUCCCAACGGCAGCUGGUAUGGUGCGAGCUCAUCUUCAUGCAGUUUCGGUGACGCCGCGCCUGCACCGGCAGCUGCAGCAGCAGCAUCUGCCAUGCCCCUCUACCCCGAGGCCGCUGCGCCCAGCAACAGGUCGGUCCGGACAAACAUCAUUCCACACACAUCGAUGCCGGCACAUGUGUGGGGUUUGGUGUGGUGUGUUGUGUAUGUGUGUGUGUGUGUGUGUGUGUUGCUUAGCUCAUCUCUGAUGCCCUUUGACGAGCUGGAGGACGCCUGGAACGAGGCACAGCAGCCCUGUUUCAACGUCCACACACACCCGCCGUAACAGACACAAGCAAAACACCUGAAUGAACCUCACUGUCGUGUGCCUCAUUGGCCCGCUUGUGUGUGUGUGUGUGUGUGUGUGUGCAGUCCGCCCCCUCCCCCAUUGGUGAUGGGAUACAAGCAGCAUCAACACCAACACGGGCAGCAGCCGAUGUAUAGCGCCCCCGAUCAGCUGAGCAGUGAGCAGAUGAAGGACCAGCUGCUGCUGCAGCUCAAGCAGCAACUCGAGGAAACACAGAGACGGUGCGAAUGAAAUGAGCACACGAGAGGGCCCGGCCUUCCUGUCUAAUCAUUGCCUUUGUUUGCGUGCAGCCUCGCGGCGGUGGAGCAGCGUUCUCAGCUGACCCAGGGGCCCUCCCCAUCCACCAGCAGCAGUUCCGCAGCGGCAGCAGCCCCACCACCCGCACCAUUCGCACCACUCGCACCAGCUGCUGCAGUCGGGCAGUCGGGCUGGUCAGAUGUGUGGAGAGAAGAUGGUGUCGACCUGCAGCCGUGGUAGAUCGUUCGUUUAGCACACGGCUGGCGCUGACAUAAGCAGCGGCACCCCUGAAUAACGGCCGAGCAGCGUGCGCUGCAGCGAGAAGGCCACCUACGCGGACACCAAGGACAGCGUCGUCAGAUGGGAGGCAGGCACUUUGGUGGCCCCUCUCUCUGUUUGUUGUGGGGCGGUCGGUGCAUUGCCAUUGGCAGGUAGUGCUUAACUCGGUGAGAAGUGGUUGAGGGAGGGAGUUGGUUAAGAGAGCUUUUCGUGUGUGUUGGCUUGUUUAACUCGGGUGGGGCGGGUGCACGUGGCUGGCAUGUGUUGUGUGGGGUGUGUGUGUGAGGUUCCGAUGCGUAGCAAGCGGCUGCUUAAAUGGACACUGAGCUCCCUUGGCUGUGUAAGUGGAUUGGCUGUCUGUCCGUCUGUAUGCCUCCGUGCGUCCUGACUUCUUGCUUGUCAAUAAAGGCACAUAGACAGCGUUGGUCAUUUUGCUUUGGAUCGACCCGGCCUUACUCGUCCCUCAAUCCCAUGCACCUCACCUUAAGUAAUGACCCUGCCGCCCAGCCGAGCAGAGACGAUGUGUGCAUGGUUGAGUCGGCUUCUCUGGUCGAACCCAUGUU